Messenger RNA from Fusarium graminearum PH-1, 1644 nucleotides. RefSeq lists its product as uncharacterized. The record is from RefSeq and is a predicted model, not a curated record. The transcript is spliced from 3 exons. The coding region runs from base 1 to 1644 and encodes 547 amino acids. Lineage: Eukaryota; Fungi; Ascomycota; Sordariomycetes; Hypocreales; Nectriaceae.
AUGUCUUCUACCGAGAUUCCAGACCAUGACACUUUCUGGGGAGACACAAAUGAUGUCAUGAAAAUACAGACGAGGGCUUAUGCCCAUAGAGUUUCGGAAGCAUUGAAUGGAGGCUUUUUGCUUAGGCAAUACUGGCAUCCAUGGCGUCAAGAUAUUCCUUAUAAGAUUCGAUGCACAAUCAAGGUUCAUGAAUUCAUGGGCGAUCACCACGGCAUAAAAGUGUUUGAUGAUCCGAAAGAGAUGUUGCUAUACUAUGAAAACUCCUCAAAGAACGAAGAGCCGAAACAAACAAACCGCCGCUUGUUCAUUGUGGAGGAUUUGCAUCCUAGGCUGAUGGAGAUUCUCGGGGUUCUUCUCGACAUCCCCCCUGAAUUCUUCCUAGCCCAUUGCGAGGAAUUCCCCAGCCUCAGUGUUUCAAACCCAUCUGGCACCGCCCUAGGUAGCUCAUCUUACUGGAAGGUCCCUGUGCCUAGGCGUUACGAUCUCCCACGAUCGUGCUGUCAACCACCGCCUGACGGCCAAUACUAUGCGAAAUUGGGAAAUUUCAAUCGCGGGGAGACACCUUUAGGAAAGGGAAUACAAUGGGUCGGGUUAACAAGUAUCGUAUCUUACUGGGGAAAGCCAUAUGGAAAGGACUCUUGGACAUCCGUCGUUUUGAUUGACCCCCAUCGUUGCAAACUAGAGAGCAAGUGGGCUCCGACGAUAAGUCUCGACCUCGUAGACUGUAAUGGUCUUCGAGACAUAACGCGCGAAUUCAGGUUGGGAUCUUCAUUCGAUAAGAUCGUACAGUCGCAUAAACAACGGAUUUAUGACGCCACUGUCGACGCCUACGAUAAUCACAAAGUUAAUACCACCAAAGAUCCCUUUUCAUCUACCAUUUUCGUUCGUAACAUAGUCCGUUCGAUUUGGGAGGAGUUUGUCUAUCGGCAAAUCACAGAUGUUCACGACGUCCAGAUCAAUGAUGAGCAAAAUCAAUACAAAAAGCGAGGGUCGAAAUCAUCCCGGGAUUACCACGAUGCGCCGAGUUACGAGAAGUACCAUGGCCUUAUGGUGAAGCGGCAGAAAAUUCGAGAGAAGAAAAGGGAUUUGCAGAACAUCAUGUGGAAUUUCCAAUGCAAAAUAAGGCCAGAGGGGAGAAAGGAUGGCUCCGAGUCUGCUACACCUGAGGAAAAAGAGAACGAAGUAAUGGCACAACGUGAACAUCAGGCGUGGGCGUUUCUGGAAGAAAGGCUGGAAGCUGCAGAGACGACGUUGGGCAACCACCUCGAGAUGUUUGCACAGCGUUCAGCAUUGGUACAAGCCGAAGCCGCCAACAGGAUGGCACGAAGCUCUGGACAGCUGACCAAGAUCGCUACGGUCAUUGUGCCAUGCUCAUUCGUAGCAUCCAUCUUUUCCAUGGGAGGCAAGUUUGAGGCUGGGGAGUCUCUUUUCUUUGUAUACUGGACGAUUUCGGUGCCUAUGACAUUGGUCUUGCUGGCGUGGGUUUUGGCAAAAGAUGAAGACAGCAUUGACUUUUUCAAGCAAACAUUGUCUCCUUUCCUUCGAAAGCGUGACCAGACACAGGGAGGAAAUGGUACUAGGAGGAGAUGGGGUUGGUUCAAAGCGGGAAGUCGUGAGAAGGGACAUGAAUCUGGGACACCGUAG